This is a messenger RNA of Diabrotica balteata, 880 nucleotides long. The record is from the annotation of a GenBank genome assembly. NCBI's taxonomy places the organism in Eukaryota, Metazoa, Arthropoda, Insecta, Coleoptera, Chrysomelidae.
AACUAGAGGUCAGUUGUAUUAGAACCUUAAACAUGGCAGCCCCAGUAGUCAUUGCUGCAACCGCGAAACACACUGGAACAUUAAUUUUCUUACAUGGAUUAGGAGAUACUGGCCAAGGAUGGGCGAGUGCUAUGGCUGCAGUGAGACCUCCUCAUGUAAAAGUAAUUUGUCCUACAGCCCCUGCAAUACAAGUAACUUUGAAUGCAGGUUUUCGCAUGCCAAGUUGGUUUGAUCUAAAAUCACUAGAUGAAUCCGGACCUGAAGAUGAACCAGGUAUUAAAGCUGCAGCAAAACAAAUCCAUUCUCUAAUUGAAACUGAAGUGAAUGCAGGAAUCAGUGUAGACAGGAUUGUUUUGGGGGGAUUUUCUCAAGGAGGAGCUCUUGCCUUGUACUCUGCUCUUACGUAUCCUAAAAAAAUUGCUGGGGUUGCAGCUCUCUCAUGUUGGUUGCCUUUAAAUAAAUCUUUCCCAGCAGCUAAGAAGACAGAAGAUACUUUACCAAUUCUGCAGUGCCAUGGGGACUGCGACCCAGUAGUCCCUUACAAGUGGGGCCAAAUGACUGCAUCUGUAUUAAAGAACAUGCUUAAAGAUGUCGAAUUCAAAUCAUACAGGGGCUUGUCACAUUCUUCAUCAGACGAAGAACUUAAUGACAUUAAGCAAUUUAUAACCAAAAAUCUACCUAGUCAAUAGACCAUCCCUUGUAAAACUGUUUGUGUUCCUUACAUACUUCUUAUUCAAUUCCCAAUAAGGGGGGUUCGAAAAUAUAUUGGUAAAUAGGGUGAAUUUAAUUUAAAAAGACAGGUCAAUGUAUGUUAUACACAUAGUGAUAAAAAGUAUCUGUUAAAUAUGAUUAGAUAUGAUUAAACCCUCAAUUGAAAUGU